Molecule: messenger RNA, 2011 nt
Organism: Syngnathus typhle (broad-nosed pipefish)
Lineage: Eukaryota; Metazoa; Chordata; Actinopteri; Syngnathiformes; Syngnathidae
Gene: b4gat1
Product: beta-1,4-glucuronyltransferase 1
Exons: 2
Coding region: 155-1438 (427 amino acids)
Molecular function (GO): glucuronosyltransferase activity
Source: RefSeq, a predicted model, not a curated record
CGCUCGCUCUCACGGCGUUCGUCGGGAGCCUUUCCAGCUGGUAGCGCAGCUGCUAUGCUAUGCUACGCGGCUAGGCUAAGCUAAGCGAAGCGGCCACCGGCAAGAAUGGCAAGGUAGGCGACCUUCCCUCUCGUUUUGGCUCACUUUGUGAGGAAUGCAUCUGCCCAAGAAAUGUUCGGCCUUCCGCAUGGUGCUGAGCGCUCUGCUGCUGGUGGCGCUGCUGCAGCUCCUCUACCUGUCCUUCUUGUCCAAGUUGCACGGCAAGCAGCAGCGCUACAGCUACUCGGAGCUCUUCGGGGGCUCCGGCCCGGGGAGCGUCGCGGCGCACGCCGAGAAGAACGCCCGCAAGGAGCGCCUGAGGUAUUCCCUUUCCACGGGGGGGAUCUUUGACCACAGCGGACAGUACCGCGUGUACAAGAACAUGGUUCAGAGCGACUUCGCCAACAAGCCGGCUUCCAAUGUUCUCACGCUGGCCACCCACACGAGCAUCAACAACCUUCACCACCUGGAGGAUCUGGUGGAGCGGUGGCGCAACCCGCUGUCGGUGGCCAUCUUUGCGCACGGCCAGGACGUCAAGUUUGCCACGGCGCUGGUGUACGCGCUGGGCGUCUUGUGUCCUCGCUUGCAGGCCCUGGUGGACUUCCACCUGGUGUGUCUCUCGGGGGAGACGGCCAGCUUCCCCGAGGAGGACCACCACCACUUUGCCGGCCUGGGCGACUGCGCUGCCGUCUUCGCCCGGCUGCAAGCCCACAGGGACAAAUACAAGAACUACGCUAUUGGCGCCGACGUCUCCUACCCCAAUAACCUCCUUCGGAACGUGGCCCGAGGAGGCACCGAGGCCUCCUACGUCCUCGUCAUUGACAUCGACAUGAUGCCUGCGGCUGAUCUGCACCGGCAGUUCCUGGAGAUGAUCGCCGGGCGCCGGCCUGACCCGGACCAGGUUUUCGUCUUGCCCGCCUUCGAGAUCCGCCACACCAGGAAGAUCCCGGCCACCAAGGCGGAGCUGGUGCGGCUAUACCAGGUGGGCGAAGUCAGACCUUUCUAUGAGGAGCUGUGCCCUCGAUGCCAAGCCCCCAGCAACUACUCGCAGUGGGUCAACAGCCACGUCCGGGACACUUUGGGCGUCCUGGAAGUGGCCUACACGCUGACCUGGGUGGAUCCAUGGGAGCCUUUUUACAUCGGCCCAAGCAACGUGCCCCUCUACGACGAGAACUUCAAGCAGUACGGCUUCAAUCGCAUCAGCCAGGCCUGCGAGCUCCACGUAGCCGGCUUCAAGUUCUCCGUGCUGAGCUCGGCCUUCCUGGUCCACCGCGGCUUCAAGAUCCAGGGCGAGUUCCACGCUAAGAAGGACGAGGAAAAUAAUCGCAACCGGCUCCUGUUUCGCAGCUUCAAAGAGGCUCUGAAGACCAAAUAUCCAAACUCCGCCAGGCGAUGCUAAUAUAAAGGAUAAAAACUGCUCAGUAAUGUCCGUCAGUGACCACUAGAUGGCAGCAGACGCGCUGAGACCCGACUGAUAGUUGACGUUGUACUUUUGACAUUUUUAUGCUUGUAUUUGUAUUUAUUGUAAAAUGGCACAUCCCUCGUCAAUCACCCUUUUUGGCAGAGACAACGACUUGCCGUCUAUUUAUUUUUUACUUUUGUGUAGCGCUGCUCGUCUUCUGCCUUGAUUCUUUGCCCUAAGUAUGACGUUGCCAUGACAAGCACAACAGGAAGUCAAUCUUUCUAACCGUAGACAAAGUUCGAGGCUUUUAUUCUGUCUCCAUAAGUAUUCCAACCUCAAGUUUUGGGAACUUUUGUUUCUGGCUACCCAGGAAAAAGAGUCAGCUGGAACUUUUGGUGCUAGUUUCGAAAGCCCCUCUGUGGCAUUGUUCAUUGUGUGUUAGCAUCAAGCUAGUGUCGUAAGCUAGCUAGGGAUGACAAUGUUAAUACGGUUUUGUUUAAUACACAACAGGAAGGUUUUAGUUUUAAGAUAGGUCAAACUACAACUGGGACAAUAAACAUCUUGAUGCAA